AUGGAUCAUGGGCAGAGGCAAACCCUGCACUUGAGCAGCAAUAUCAAGAAUAAUGUGGUGCAGUUUCUACUCAAGCAUAGCCAUGAUGGAGUACUAUCAAGAGGGGCUGUAAUGGAGGCAACAGAACCUCAUAACAUCAGUAGGAAGACAGAAUACAGGCUGUGGAAGGCAGCCAAGGAGCAAAUGCAAAGGGGAGAACCUGCAAUGAUGGAAGGAAAGGUUAAAGGCUAUCAUCAUGUUGACAGAUUAGAACUUGAUCAAGAAAAGGUUAGAAACUUAUCUACUCUUGAAAGAUCAUCCCUGAGGAAAAUGGCAGUAAAAUUGAAUGUGAGUAAUAGCACAUUAGGUCAUUGGGUGAAGCAAGGUAAACUAAGGCCACAUACAAAUGCAAUCAAACCUGCCCUCACCAAUAUGAAUAAGAUAGCAAGAGCUAGAUGGAGUCUUAGUCAACUUCAGCCACAGAUUACUCAAGGUAGAGUUAAGUUUCAGAGCAUGCAUAAUGUAGUGCAUAUAGAUGAAAAAUGGUUCUAUAUGACCAAGGUAUCAGACAGGUACUACCUCUUGCCGGAUGAGGAUGAGCCAUAUAGGACAUGCAAAUCCAAGAGAUACAUCACCAAAGUCAUGUUUAUGUGUGCUGUCAGUAGACCACACUUUGGUAUAGAUGGGCAGUCCACUUAUGAUGGUAAGGUGGGAAUAUUUCCCUUCACUGAAGUUCUGUCAGCACAGAGGAGGUCAAAGAACAGGGCAAGAGGCACCAUGGAAACCAAAGCAAUCAAUUCAGUCACAAAGGCAGUGAUGAGGGACUGCCUUAUCCAAAAGUGGCCUGUUGGGGCAAGUAAAGACAUUUACAUUCAGCAAGAUAAUGCAACCCCACACAUAACUGCCAUGGAUGCAGAUUUUCAGGUUGUUGCCAAUUCAGAUGGAUUUAGAAUCCAACUGAUUUGUCAACCACCUAAUUCCCCUGACACUAACAUCUUAGACCUGAGAUUUUUUAGAGCAAUUCAAUCUCUGCAACAUGAGAAACCUUGCAAGACUGUGGAUGAACUUGUGGGGAAUUGCAGAGGUGGAAAUGGAUACAAAGUCCCACACAUCAACAAGGACAGACUACAAAGAAAUGGAGGACUCCCCAAUGUGUUGGAAGUGGAGGAGGUUGUUGUGAGAGAUGUGCUGCACUACUUACAAAUGCCAGAGAACAAUGUUGGGGCAAUGUAUGAUAUUGGGCCUCUGUCAAAUGCAUUUGGCUUCUAG
Messenger RNA from Salvia splendens (bonfire salvia), 1248 nucleotides. RefSeq lists its product as uncharacterized. The coding region runs from base 1 to 1248 and encodes 415 amino acids. The transcript is spliced from 3 exons. Lineage: Eukaryota; Viridiplantae; Streptophyta; Magnoliopsida; Lamiales; Lamiaceae. The record is from RefSeq and is a predicted model, not a curated record. Gene Ontology annotation, molecular function: nucleic acid binding.